UGCCCGACUUUUUUGGUUCCCUCUUCUGUUUUUUUUCCAACUUCUCAUCCGCUCCUUUGCUCCUCAACGAGUCCGAUUCUUCACCGCGCGCUGCGUCCCUAUAUCUUGACAGCCCUGACGAUAGCUUCAACAGCGCCAAGCUACCCCUGCCCCUUUCGCAACCAGUCUCACCACUAUCCGUAUCUCGACAAAGGUGGUCGUCAGCGGACGAUAAGCCACAACCGUUAUCGCGACUCCCUCCAAACCAUCUCCGCGCAGUCUUCAGCUUCAGGCAUCAUGAGCCCGCGAACCCGACGACAGGCCGCCAAGGCUGGCAGCUCUUCUUCUUCUGACUCGGAACGCGAUGUCAAGGCCAACGGCUCUAGCAACACCAACGGCAACGGCGCUGCCCACGGCGCUCCGGAUGCUUCGGACAGUGCCCCUCGCGAGAACAUCUUCCUCUUCUGGCCCAACCUCAUUGGCUACGCGCGAAUCGUCCUCGCUAUCGCAUCCCUCUACUACAUGCCCCUCCAUCCUCGCACGUGCUCGUUCCUCUACAGUGUCUCGUGUCUCCUCGACGCCCUCGAUGGCUACGUCGCGCGCAUCUACGAACAGUCGACUCGCUUCGGCGCCGUCCUCGACAUGGUGACGGAUCGCUGCACCACGGCCUGUCUCAUUGUCUUCCUGUCCUCCGCCUUCCCUCGAUGGGCCAUCGUCUUCCAGGGUCUGAUUGCCCUUGAUCUCGCCAGCCACUACAUGCACAUGUAUGCCACCCUUGUUGUCUCGGGCACCGAUUCGAGCCAUAAGAACAUCGAUGCCAGCCAGAACUGGCUUCUCAGCCUCUACUAUACUAACAAGAACGUCCUCUUUGCCCUUUGCGCCCUCAACGAGCUGUUCUUCAUUGCGCUCUACCUCCUUUGCUUCUCGUCUCCUCUCGUCUCCCCCUACCUGAUCAAGCCUGUCAAGGAGGUCGGCGCCGAGCUCCAGGCCGGUGCCCAGGUCAACACGUCGAUUCUGGAGCAGAUCUUCCCUGAUCCCUUCAGCCCUGCCGCUCUCGAACUGGCCCGAGCCAACAAGAUGGAUUCCACCGUCCCCUGGAUCAUUGCUGGCGUCAGCUUCCCUUUCAUGUUCAUUAAGCAGUUCAUCAAUAUCGUCCAGCUCGUCAAUGCGAGCCAAGGACUGGCCGAGAUCGAUAUCAAGACCCGCAAGGAGAAGGGUCUUCCCCGACCCAAGGCCAAGAAGGCUUAA
Molecule: messenger RNA, 1227 nt
Organism: Fusarium falciforme
Lineage: Eukaryota; Fungi; Ascomycota; Sordariomycetes; Hypocreales; Nectriaceae
Exons: 3
Coding region: 277-1227 (316 amino acids)
Biological process (GO): phosphatidylinositol biosynthetic process
Cellular component (GO): membrane; Golgi apparatus
Molecular function (GO): CDP-diacylglycerol-inositol 3-phosphatidyltransferase activity
Source: RefSeq, a predicted model, not a curated record